AUGCCACCAAAACAAGCACAGCAGAAAUCAAAACCAAACGCCGCAAAUCCACCAAGCCAGAAUAUGGCUAACAACAGCGCCGGUGGCCAACAAGGUGGCAUUCCAGACCAUGAGAUCAAACAGAACGCCGGCGUAUCAGCGAGCAUGGCGCUCCAGGCGGGUCAGAAGGCGUGGGAGUUGAGGCAAGCUGCGCAUGGAGCGGGCGACGCAAAGGCAAGAGAAGAGAUUUUGGCGAAAGCAAUCAAUAAGGAGAUCGAGGCAGAGUCUUUUGGAAAAGCGGCGAAGUACACGCAGUCGGGCGCUUUCCAGGGUCUUGCAGCUGGUGCCGGAUUGGGAGUGCAGCCGGGUGUCACCAUCGGAAAAUUGACUGGUGCCCUGGUUGGUGGCACAAUAUCUACAGUGACAGGACUGCUUGGAGGUGGCAUCGGGUCCGUUUACGGGGCGAUGAACGGUCCCAUGUGGGACCUUGGUGAGAUGGCAAGUCAAGGUGUUCAGGGAGUCGUCGGAGACUUCCUUCCGGACAUCAAGUCAACUCCAUCGCAGAAGAAGGCUUUGGAGAAGAUGAUCAUGCAAACAAAGGAAACCCGAGCGCCAUCCAAAGAGGAGCUGGAGCAAAUGAAGAACGACGCACCAGACCAGAUGCCGCAGUCUUGGUCUCAGUCGGCCAAAGAUAUGACAGCCUGGAGGCCGAGCAUGCCGAGCAUACCAUCAGCUAAGGGUAUGGGGGGUGCAUUGGGACUGGGUGGAAUAGGUGCCGCGAUGAAUCCAUGGGGAGGACAGAGUCAACAGCAACAACAGCCGCAGCAGCAGAGCUCAUCACAACCGAAGCAACAGCCUCAAAAGCAGGCUCAACAGGCUCCGAGUCAGCCCAAACAAUCGACCCAGCCUCAGAAAAAUUCUCAAACAAAGCCACAACAACCAAAGACAAACAACCCACAACUGCCGAAGCAAGAGAAACCACCAUCCGGUGAACCACCAAAGGAAGCACCCAAACCUCGUUCUCAGCGGCCGCCUACCACCCGAGGGCCUGCUAAUCCCCAAUCGUCUCAGCAGAAUCAGGCACCGAGUGCACAACAGACCACAAGUCAGUCAAAGACCUCGUCACAGAAAUCGAACUCAACGAGCAAGCCCGCCAAUAGCUCCAGUCAACCAAAGCGUGUGUCCUUAAGCGAUAAUAAAGAAAACAAUGUCCCAGCCACUACCUCAAAAGAAAAAAGAAAGCCGAGAAAGUUGGGUCAGCAGGGGAGUAACACACAGAAGAGUGGUGGUGCAAGUCAACCAUCUGCUCCGAAGAAGGCACCGCGCAAGUUAGAACCAAGGAAGCCUGCUGCAUAG
Molecule: messenger RNA, 1335 nt
Organism: Alternaria arborescens
Lineage: Eukaryota; Fungi; Ascomycota; Dothideomycetes; Pleosporales; Pleosporaceae
Exons: 1
Coding region: 1-1335 (444 amino acids)
Source: RefSeq, a predicted model, not a curated record